AUGAGACAAGUUGUGGUACUGUUGGUGGUGGUUCUGGCCGGUUGCACCACGGUUGGAGCAGAUUUCGGAUUGAAUCUGACGAUUCCCGGUCUUGUCAGUGGUUUGACCGGUGCUGUUAAUCAAGGUGUUGUUGCGUUAAUCAAAGCAAAUGGAACCAUACGAAAUAAUGCACUGUUGGAUUCAUCCGGAGCGUUGGAAGCUAUAGUUCUAGUGGUGAAUAAUGUGACAAGUCCGUUGAAUAGGUUGCUAGGAACAACGCUUUCUGCAUCUACGAGUAAAGCUGCCAACAGUCAAAGUUUGUUCGCGAAGCUAACGUCGCUCGUGGCAGAUACGAGCACAGCUAUUGAUAAAGCGUUGGUUGCCUCGGAAGGCCUGCAAUGGAAUGUGCGAACUACUCAGUACGAUGCAAUUCAUGAAAAUGUUUCCGUUAUUGCGUCUAGUCUUCCACUACUCCAGGAUGCAUUAACGGUUCUCAGUACAACUGUGGCUUUAGUCGAAAACUCAGAGGAACCGAUAACUUCAGAAAACGUUACAAACUUUUUCACCAGCUCAAUUGUGAAUGCAGUUAUCAAUCCAGUUCGAAAUAUCGCCAACAGUGUUAAUGCAUUGGCGUCGGUUGUGACAGCGGUGUCUAAAGAUAAAACAGCAGCACUGAACCUUCUAUCAUCCGUGAAUAUUACAGCUAACAACGGUUUGAGAUCAUUCCAGUCGGCGGUCUCAAACUUCAACAAGACUGUCAACGAGGCAAACACUACAGCUACAAACAAUGUCAACAGUCUCAGCUCAGCGAUCAACCAAAUGUACUCCUCAAUCACAACACGUCCACACAACUACAAUGGAGGAGAUAUCGACAGUCUAACCGUCUUCCUCUCAGAGGUCAAAUCCUACCUUGACUACCUAAAUGGAAAUGUGUCAGACGCUUUCUCCUAUCUAAGAGAAAAUGUCACAACGGUUGCGGAUCUCCAAACCAACCAAACCACCAAAAUGCUUCUGGAUGCAGCUAGGAACAUCUCCCUCCGAGCCCAUACCAGCAACAGUGACUAUGCAGAUCGGUGCGCCUCUCGAUACACGAGUCAGCUGAACCAGAACUCAUUGUCCAUCAGCCGAUUGUCGUUAUGUGUUCAGUCGGAAGGUGCAAGCUUCAAAGCCCUCACCCAGAUGUAUCGGAUGUUGCUCGACCAGACCAAAUCGCUGGCCGGUACUGGAUCGUCGAAUACGAUCUCGCGCCAGUGUACCCCGGGUCUGGCGGAUUGUACUGCAAUGUAUUUUAGCUACUUCGGUGAUCUCUCGCAGCAAGUGGGUGACAAUGUGAACGUCAACAGCUACGUGGUAAGUCGAGAAACACAAACAGUCCAGAGUCGGAUUCGUACCUGCCUGAUGGCUAUUGCUGCUGAUAUCGCCGAAAACGCUCGCCAAGUUCAAACCAAGUUUGGCAACUGCCUUAAUACCGGCUCAUGAAAUGUUCUGCCUGAUGACCAACGGUAUUGA
Molecule: messenger RNA, 1488 nt
Organism: Topomyia yanbarensis
Lineage: Eukaryota; Metazoa; Arthropoda; Insecta; Diptera; Culicidae
Product: serine-rich adhesin for platelets-like
Exons: 2
Source: RefSeq, a predicted model, not a curated record